AUGGAGGAUCCGAUAGAAACACGAAACUCCAAUCUUUCUACUUCCAUGUGUAGCUAUGAGAAUUUACCAAACCAUGAAGUAGCUAUAGUCAUGGUUCCAUUUCCAGCACAAGGCCAUCUCAAUCAACUUCUUCAACUUUCCUGUUUAAUCUCCUCAUCAUAUGAUCUUCCUGUCUAUUAUGUUGGCUCAGCUACUCAUAAUCGUCAAGCUUUGCUUCGAGCUAACGCUUUAAAUCCUUUAGACAUAGCCAAAAUCCACUUCCAUGACAUUCCACUUCCUGAAUUUGCCUCACCUCCACCUGACUUUAAUGCCUUGAGCAAAUUCCCAUUACAUCAUCAGCCAUUAUGGGAUGCAUCUUUGCUUCUUCGCAAGUCCAUUGCUUCCUUUUUACGUGACAUCUCCUCAAAAUCGAGACGAGUCAUUGUUGUUCAUGAUUAUUUUAUGUCAUAUAAUGUUCAGGAUGUUUCUUCCUUUCCCAAUGCUGAAUCCUAUAUAUUUAAUUGCAUUUCAGUUAUCACUUUGUACUGUUCUUUAUGCUUAUUUAGUGGAAAGUCUAUCCAACUUGGAGAAGAAUUGCUUAAAAAGCUACCACCCCUUGAAGGAGCUGUGCCUGAUGAAGUCAAGAACUUUAUGGAUUUUCAGAGUCCAUAUGUGGAUAUUAAAUCAGGUGAUAUCCAUAAUACAAGUAAAGUAAUUGAAGGUGAGUUUCUUGAUUUGCUGGCACAAGUAGAAAGUAAACAACAGUGGGCAAUUGGACCAAUUCUGCCUAAUGAAAGAGACAUGGAGGAUCCGAUAGAAACACGAAACUCCAAUCUUUCUACUUCCAUGUGUAGCUAUGAGAAUUUACCAAACCAUGAAGUAGCUAUAGUCAUGGUUCCAUUUCCAGCACAAGGCCAUCUCAAUCAACUUCUUCAACUUUCCUGUUUAAUCUCCUCAUCAUAUGAUCUUCCUGUCUAUUAUGUUGGCUCAGCUACUCAUAAUCGUCAAGCUUUGCUUCGAGCUAACGCUUUAAAUCCUUUAGACAUAGCCAAAAUCCACUUCCAUGACAUUCCACUUCCUGAAUUUGCCUCACCUCCACCUGACUUUAAUGCCUUGAGCAAAUUCCCAUUACAUCAUUAG
Solanum tuberosum (potato) is the source of this 1119-nucleotide messenger RNA. Its product is annotated as zeatin O-glucosyltransferase-like. The transcript has 2 exons. NCBI's taxonomy places the organism in Eukaryota, Viridiplantae, Streptophyta, Magnoliopsida, Solanales, Solanaceae. The record is from RefSeq and is a predicted model, not a curated record. The coding region runs from base 1 to 1119 and encodes 372 amino acids.